UCAUAUUCAGGCAUUCCGAGGCAUAGAAAGUGGGUGUGUGAAGUGGAGCAUUACUAUGUAAAGAGCUGCUAUUACGCACACGGCGCUUGAUAAAACACACAGUCGUUUGCGCACAGACGCACGCGCUCGUACGCACACUCACUCACACGCACACAUACAUACACAUACACAGACGCUGAAGGCGCUGUCGGCGAGUGAACCUGCGGGUUCAUGUCACUCUGAUUUCUCCGAGGAAGAGGAAUACUGAGGAAGAGAUCAGAGGGGAAUAUCUGCCACUGCCACCGCGAUGGCUUUCCGUGCGACCGUGUGGAACUACUGCGUCCCUCUCACCAUCUUCACCGUCGCCUGCCUUGUGCGCACUGCCCGUUGUCAGGCAGUGCAGGCAGAGAAUGUGACAGUCUUGGAGGGAGGCACAGCCCAGAUCUCCUGCCGCCUGCAGAACUACGAUGGAUCGAUAGUGGUCAUCCAGAAUCCCCGCCGGCAGACUCUGUUCUUCAACGGAACACGAGCUCUGAAGGACGACCGUUUCCAGAUGGUGCUCUUCACGCCACGGCUGGUGCGCAUCACGUUGACCAACGUCAGCGUGUCUGACGAGGGUGGCUACUUCUGCCAGCUCUACACAGAUGCCACUCACCACCAGGUGGCGACACUGUCGGUUCUGGUGCCCCCAGAAACUCCCACUGUGGAGGUGAAGCAGGAGGCCGUGGAGGGCGGAGAGGUGGAGCUCACCUGCGUGUCUCCACGUAGCAAACCAGCUGCCACCCUGCGAUGGAUCCGUAACGGACGGGAGAUCCCAGGUGUGGUGUCCCAGCAGGACAAUGCGAAGACAUUCAGCGUGUCUAGCACCAUCCGGAUCCCCGUAGAAAGGAAAGACAACGGCGCCGCGCUGAGCUGUGAGGCGUCCCACCCCGCCUUAAAUGGGCAGAAGAAGAUUCGCCACUACCGCCUGGAUGUGUAUUUUGCACCCACGGUGAGAAUUGUUCCUCCCAGUAUUUUGCGAGAGGGCGACUCGCUUAGCCUGACCUGCUCUGUCACUGGAAACCCACUUCCCAGGAACAUUCAGUGGUCCAAGAUCAACGAUACUUUACCUGAGAGAGCUGAAAUUUCUGGCCCCACUUUCCAGAUUUCCCGCCUCAGCCAAUCACACAACGGGACGUACUUGUGCCAGGCCCAGAACAACUUUGGUCGUGCUGCUGAUCACUACACCCUGUUGGUGUAUGAUAAUGUGUCUGUCACUUCCACGGCCCCUCCCACUCCUACUACCACCACCAAACCCAUCACCUCCCUACCUCCUGCCAUCCCAACCCUCCUAACACCCAGCUUCGCCCCGGACUCGGAAGAUCCUGGUGCAGUUGUAGAGACUCACAGUGCAGUACCGUAUGCAGUGAUAGGCGGCGUUCUGGCACUGCUGGUUUUCACUGUCAUCUGUGUCCUCAUUGUCACCAUCUGGUGCUCCGUCCGACAGAAAGGUUCCUAUCUUACCCAUGAGGCCAGUGGGUUGGAUGAACAUGGAGAGGUGCAGGAGGCCUUCCUCAAUGGGAACGACGCCAGCCAGGGCAAGAAGGAGUACCUACUGUAGCCCCUCUCCUUCCCUGUCCCCCCCUCUCUUCUGACCUCAUCCUUCUAUCCGUCCGUCCCCCCCCUCCCCUGUAUCCCACCUUAUAUACAAGUAUACACAUAUACACACAGACCACCACACACACGGACACAUCUAUAAACACAAUGCGCCGACAGGCAGCCUUUUGAAAAUGACUGUAUACAGAUACUGCACACAGCCAAUCCAUCCCACCCCAUUCCACCCCAUGUUGUUUGUACGCAGACCGAGAAAAAGAGAACCUAUAUAGAGCCAACCAGCCAUUAACCCUGUGCCAUAUACUGUACAUUGGAGAAACUAGGGGCAACUGAGAGAGGGAGCAUGUGGUAAAGGUGGCAAAAAAGAAUCAACGCCAUAAUUAUUUUAAUCAAGAGAGAAGCAGGGAGCACAAAAAAACCAGCACUCUGCCCGUGCAACCACAGAAGUGAUGGUGGAAUUAAAGGUAGAUGACUGCUAUAAUUCCGUGCCUGGAGAAAGCCAUCCAUUUCUAAAAAAGCUCAAUCUUAAAUGGUAGUGGGAGAAAUAUAGGGGAAGGGGAGAACCAAGGUACUCCGCUCUGUUGAUUUUUUUUUUUUUUUUUCCUCAAUUGCCAAAGCAUCUUGCCUUCAUAGUGCAACCACUAUAUAAUUUUCUAACAACACUGGAGUGUGUGAUCCCAGACUCCCACCAGAAAGUAUCCAUACUUUAUGAACCAGCCAACCAUCCUGUUUUGCCCCCCCCUGCUGGGUAACUUACCCGUUAUUUAUGGGAAGAUCAACUUUUAGUGAUUUUUGCAGGUUACAACGGCGAAGGGGACGCAUGGUUCCUUUUUUCAGUAAUAUACUCUGGGCUCCCUCCUUCUGCUCAGUUCACCUGUUACUAUGCUCCCUUCUCUCUUUUAUAUCUCUCUUUCUCACCGUCUGCCCCCCCACCCCCCUUUUCACUCCUCCUUUGUUGGCUCCUAAUAAUGAACGGAUUAGUGUUGGGCUACGUUCCCGACAAAGAAGAAAGGAAUAUGACUGCUAAGGCAUUAAAGAAAAGCUUAAUUAUUUUAGAAUGUCAUUAAGAGGAUAAAAAGGUUUGAAAGUCUUAAUAGAAGGGCAAGGGGAGUGAUAGCAAAAGGAAUGAAUGAGACAUAAAACUGAUGGUAUUUUUUUCUGAAUGCUACCACACACAUGCACACAUUCAUACGUACAGUAAACAUAUUGACAGAACAAGUAUACAUAUCUCUGAAUUCCUUAUUUGUAUAAAAAAAGAACAACAUAAAUUAAAUUAAACUUUUAAGAAAUGAGAAAACAGUUUACUAUUGAAACGCAUUAUGAAGCAACUAUACUAACACAGAAUAUUAGCCUAUAGAGGUGCAAAGCCGAACAAACUACUGUCCAGUGAUCUUUAAAGAAAAAAAGAAAAAGAAUUAAAAAAAAUAUAUUCAUUUGUCUUUAUGAGAAACCAGAGGUCUUAUUGAUUUUUUAAUUAAUUAUUAUUAUUUGAACAAUUAUGAUUGUUGUUACUGUUAUUAUUAUUGCCGUUGUUAUUAUUAUAAUUGUAAAUGUUAAAGAAAUGUACACUUCCCAUGGUUUGUUUUUGGUUCUACUGUAGAGAAAUAGCUGUCUUUUUUCACUCUUUUCCUCUUACCUUUCCUCUCUUUCCCAGUCUUUCUCUCUCUUCGUCUCCUGUGCCUAGUCGUCUCUUCUCCUGUCUUUCACUCUUGUUUAUUUUAGAGUCCAUGUGUCAUUGUUGAUAUAUAGCUAACUAUUUCUUUAUAGGGGAAAGAUACAAAGCACGACAAAAUAAAAAGAAUUCAAAAAUAA
Messenger RNA from Sphaeramia orbicularis (orbiculate cardinalfish), 3384 nucleotides. RefSeq names its product cell adhesion molecule 4 (gene cadm4). NCBI's taxonomy places the organism in Eukaryota, Metazoa, Chordata, Actinopteri, Kurtiformes, Apogonidae. The record is from RefSeq and is a predicted model, not a curated record. Gene Ontology annotation, biological process: regulation of wound healing; regulation of Rac protein signal transduction; negative regulation of peptidyl-tyrosine phosphorylation. Gene Ontology annotation, cellular component: cell-cell contact zone. Gene Ontology annotation, molecular function: vascular endothelial growth factor receptor 2 binding.